This is a messenger RNA of Plasmopara halstedii, 651 nucleotides long. RefSeq lists its product as uncharacterized. The coding region runs from base 1 to 651 and encodes 216 amino acids. The transcript has a single exon. NCBI's taxonomy places the organism in Eukaryota, Oomycota, Peronosporomycetes, Peronosporales, Peronosporaceae. The record is from RefSeq and is a predicted model, not a curated record.
AUGGACCAUGCGACCAUGACCACAGCGUUCCCUAUCGCCAACUCGGUUCAAUCUCCGGAGCUAGUACAGGCAACUAGUCCAAAGGCAGAUGCAUCAAUAAAUGCACCUUCGAAACUGCCCGAGAUAACGCUUAAUGACGCAGAAGUACCAGCUAAAGUGCCCGAUAUGACACUCGAGACACUACAAGAGGCGAUGGAGUUCCCCAUAUCACCACUAACAGGCGAUUCAUCAAUUAAGUCAUCUAAGGAGAAACGAAAGAACCUUACAGAUCAACAGCGUGUGGUCAUCGUUCAUUAUCUAUUAGCAAACAGUGCCGGCGGACGCUUAAAGCAUGGGGAUAUGAAAGCUGCAGCCACUUUCUUUGGAGUGCAUCGCGCAACCAUUCGACGUCUAUGGAAGUUGCACUCAGCUUCUGAUACGAUGGAUGGACUUGCUGGUAACGUUGCUAGUCGGAUUAAAGGCCAUUCGGGGCGAAAACCAAAGGUACCAGAUGAAGAGCUAAAGGCUCGGAUUGCAGCCGUACCAGCAGAGCGCCGAAUGACAGGAAGGGGACUCUCAACCGCUUUGGGAGUUAGCAAUAGCGUCAUUGUGCGACUAAUCAAAAGUGGCAAGCUGCGUCGUCACCCUAAGAAGCUCCACUACAUUAUGUGA